CCUGGCCCAGAUGCAAAACAACAAAAAGUUCGUCGAAUGUAUUUUUAAGCAUUUUUUACAAUAAUAAUUAACGAACAAAGGAACGUGCAUGUCUGCAUUUCAAACCGCGCACACAUAGCACGCACGCAGGACGUGCCAAAUACACCAAAAUACAAACACAAUGAGCAAAUACACGCUUUGCUCGCUACUCAAAUUGACGCUUGCAAUUGCGUUCUAUGCGCCAACUGCAAUUGUUUGCUACAAAACGGUGCGUUUGCAGGACAAUCUCUGCUCGGACAAGCUCAUUUAUACGUUGGCCAAACCGUUCCGUGGCGAUCCAACGCUCCGGUUAACAGAAGACCACGACUCGGGGGCGAUCAUCACCCAAUCGUGGAAUGUGACGCUGCCCAGCGGCGGCGUUGGUGGUGGUGGUGGUCAUUCGUCGAAUAAAAUCAAAUAUGACUGCCAGUUCCGAGUGCAGACCAAUGAUCGUCCGCCCGGUGGUAUUUAUACGAUCAUCACACGGCUGAAGUUUCGCAGAGAUCCGGUGACGAAAAAAUGCAUCGAUUACAUUCAGUUCACCAAUGGAAAUCGUUCGCCAAGCGAACGCAUCUGCAGCGACAUCUCCAUCGAUGGUCCAGCUGGUCGCCUGAUCUUCGAUCAGCGUGAUCGCGAUGUCCAUGUGCAUAUAUUUAUCGAUAGGGAUCGUCAUAUAUUCGAGAAUCCACUGGAGCUGCGCAUGGUGCUCACUGCCCAUUCGCAUUGUCAAUUUGCGGGUGACUUUUUGUGCGAUCCCAAGGAUCAAUACUCUUGCAUAUCGCGUCAUUUUGUGCGUGACAAUAUCACCAAUUGUUUGUAUCCAUGCCGGGAUGAGGGCACCUGUUUCCACGAUGCCAUCGCACCCGAGGAGAUGGACACCACCAAUGUGGCCUUAUCGGCAAUCACAUCCCUCAUAUUCACCAUGGUCGGUGUGGGCUUCUGUGUAUGGAUUUGCUGGAAAUAUUGGAACUGCAUCACUGUGCAGCAGCAUGCCCACGAAGCAUCCGCUGCUCGCUUCAAUCAGCGGCAUGUUCGGUCGGACGUGCCCACGAUUGAGUUGCCGUCAGCGCCGUCAUAUGAUGGCGUGCUGGCACAUGAUCUAUCGCCAGUUUCGCCGGAUCAUCAUCAGCAUCAUCAUCAGCAACAGCAGCAGCAACCGGGAACCCCAAAAGAUAUGCCGCCCAGCUAUGAGUCACUUUUUCCGGAGAGAUAAGGGCUGCAUAAUAUGCUAUAUUUAUAAUACGCUCCGCUUUGUGCCAGAACCGUUGAACCAAAAAGAUGUUGGCGCCAAAACGAACACAAACACGAAAAUCAAAACUCCAAACACUUGAAAAAACUCGAAUUCACGUUUAAUGCAACAGUUCCAUUAAUAAUUGUUAGAUGAUUGCAUUUGUUGCUAACGAAUUAUGCAAUUACUAUUACAAUAUUGAUAUUGAUAGCAGGCGAGAUGAUAUAUGAAUGCAAUGUAAAUAUGCACAUUCGUUGUAGUGUUAGGGCUGAUUUUAUGUUCGAUUCGAUAUUCGAUUAGCUUUAGGCCAAAACUCAGAAUAUUAUUUUAUAUAUCUUAUAAGACUUUGGGUGAAUGUGUUCAAACGCUAACAAAUCAAGUACAACCACUACUACUAAAACAGUUAACUUUGAUUUCCCCCUUUUGUUUUUAACUAACAGUUUUGUAAAUACAACCGCACAUUAUUUAUAUAGGUAUAUAUUAUUAUUUUGUUUGUUGAUAUUAUAGUCGCGAAUUAUGUUUGUUUUUAAAUGUAAAAGCUGCCGUUCAAGAAUCUGUAGUAAUAAUAUAAAUACAACACAACACAAUCCAAUCCAAUCAAUCUCAAUUACACACUAAUGAAAUCUCACGCAAUUAGUAAUGCAAAUUGUAUCAAUUAUAAGGUAAACUACAACUAAUGCUAGUUAGUGCAAAUUUGGAGAUUCCAAUUAAAUAAUUGUAAUAUAAGUCCACAAAAUUUAGCGGCAUUCCAUCUAGUUGUACCUGUAACAUAUUUAUCUAUAUCUAUAUAUAUAUAUAUACAACACGCUUUUGUGAAACCGAAAAAAGAAACUAAAAACAAAAGACAACUUAUUACGUAUUUGUGAAAAGACAACAAUUAUGUUAUUGCUGGCCUUGUCGUCAAUUGUUUAAUGUCAAUCCAUAUGCGAAAAUGUUAUUGUGUAAGCUACAGUAUGUACUCGAAAUAUGUAACAGCAAUAGCCGAGCAAUAUGUAGAAAACUAGCGGUCAAUUUGUCUUGAAACACACAGAGAAUUACACAAAUACACAUACCCAUAUACGUAUAUUAACUAUAAAUAAAACAACUAAAUGUUAAA
Molecule: messenger RNA, 2342 nt
Organism: Drosophila grimshawi
Lineage: Eukaryota; Metazoa; Arthropoda; Insecta; Diptera; Drosophilidae
Exons: 2
Coding region: 161-1231 (356 amino acids)
Source: RefSeq, a predicted model, not a curated record